AUGCAUCAAAAGUCGAAAGAGGAUGAUACUACGGUGGAGCAUGAUGAGAGGGGCACCCUUGGUGUUGAAGCGCUGGAUAUGAUGCCUUCAUAUGGACCGGAUGGCGUCAGAGGGCUUUUCAGCUCGGGGUAUGUUCUUGGAGCCGCCUGCCUUGCUUCUCUUGGGGGUUUCAGCUUUGGGUAUGACCAGGGAGUUACUUCAGUCAUCAAUGUCAUGCCACAAUUUCAUGCGGCUAUCCCGCAGGCGGAGAGUGAAUUUGGUAAAGGGUUCAUGACAGGCAUGCUGCUCCUUGGGGCAUUUGUCGGUUGUAUCUUCAUGCCUUAUCUUGCCGACAAGGUCUCCAGGAAGUGGGCCCUGACGGUGGUCGUUAUCAUUUUUGACAUCGGGGCCAUUAUCCAGACCUCGGCCCAAAGUUACGGCAUGCUGGUUGCUGGAAGAGCAAUUGGUGGUAUCGGGGUUGGUACACUGGCUAUGGGCGCACCACUUUACAUCUCAGAAAUUUCACCACCAAACCUGCGAGGAACUCUAUUAGUGCUCGAAUCCAUUUGCCUCGUGUCCGGGUCAGUCAUAGCAUAUUGGAUAAAGUUCGGCAUGAGAUUAGUAAACAGUGAAGCUUCAUUCCGUGUGCCCUUUGGCUUGCAGAUGGUCAGCGCAACUCUUGUUGGAAUCGGUAUCCAUUUCUUCCCAUACUCACCACGGUGGCUGGCGCUCGUUGAUCGGCCGGAGGAUUGUCUCAAGAGUCUGAGUCGGCUGCGCGGCCUUCCAUUGAGCGAUCAGAACGUCCAGGCCGAGUUCAACGCAAUAAUCAGUGAGCGAGAGGCCCUGAUAUGGAUGGACCUAUUCAAGCCGCAGACCUGGAAGAGGACAGCAGUCGGCGUGGGUGUAGGAUUUUUCCAACAAUUUUCAGGUGAGGGCGAGAUGUCCUUGAUUUUGUCGGGUGUAUUCAAUUCCCUUCAGCUUCUCACCGUCCUAGUCUGUUUCUUCACCAUCGACAAAGUUGGUCGGCGACCCCUGGCUAUACUAGGAGGUUUCCUUAUGGGAGCCUGCUAUGUCGUCAUUGCUGUGCUAAUGGCUCUAUAUGGGCCCAAUUGGGCUAACCCAUCGGCUGGUUGGGCCUGUGUGGCGAUGGCCUUCCUGUACAUUCUUGUCUACGGGAAUACAUACUCACCUCUUGGCUGGGCCCUGCCCUCGGAGGUCUUCCCAAAUGCACUCCGUUCUAAAGGGGUCGCGUUAUCAACUUGUGUCAAUUGGCUGUCCAAUUUCAUUGUUGGAAUCGUGACUCCGGCAAUGAUGGCUAAUAUUGGUUAUGGCACAUACGUUUUCUUUGCGGCAUGCUGUGCUCUUGCAGGAACGUGGGCCUUUUUCUUGGUACCCGAGACGACCGGCAGGACGCUAGAGGAAAUUGUUGAGGUUUUUGGGAAUGUUAGCAAACAAGCACACAACGAGAUUACCGGAGAAACUACUUCAGAAGUGGUUAGAGAGGCAAACCGAGUCGACGUGUGA
Molecule: messenger RNA, 1503 nt
Organism: Aspergillus neoniger CBS 115656
Lineage: Eukaryota; Fungi; Ascomycota; Eurotiomycetes; Eurotiales; Aspergillaceae
Product: sugar porter family MFS transporter
Exons: 4
Coding region: 1-1503 (500 amino acids)
Biological process (GO): transmembrane transport; carbohydrate transport
Cellular component (GO): membrane
Molecular function (GO): carbohydrate:proton symporter activity
Source: RefSeq, a predicted model, not a curated record